Messenger RNA from Ogataea parapolymorpha DL-1, 450 nucleotides. RefSeq lists its product as uncharacterized. The coding region runs from base 1 to 450 and encodes 149 amino acids. The transcript has a single exon. The record is from RefSeq and is a predicted model, not a curated record. Lineage: Eukaryota; Fungi; Ascomycota; Pichiomycetes; Pichiales; Pichiaceae.
AUGUCUGCUUCAAAGUACGGAUCUACUGAUGGACAAGCUUCCACAUCUAGUGCCAAUCAAUUGAGUGUACCAGAACCCUACCAACCCCGCAAGAACUCCAGGUAUGAAGAAUCGAAGAAAAUUGCUAGGAAAUAUAAAGAUUAUGAGGAGUUUUUGAGUACUCAAAACUUACUGGAGUCCGGAGACGGAAAUAGCGUCAUUGAUGAGGCUCUACCAAGGGACCUGAGAGAAGCAGUAUGUCGUACAAUUUGCGAAGAAGGCCCAGAGCUACCAUCUCCAAUUUUGGGUUUUGUGAGCGCCCAUAAACUUUACUUCACUUUAGGGGCAGUCAUCCUACUCAUCAUUUUCAGCAUAGUCUUAUAUUACACGGGGAAUGGCGACAUUGUUGUAAUACUUUGGUAUAAGAUUCUUUGCGCACUGGGGCUUAUCGAUUGUCGCUCAGAUCUCUAG